AUGGCUCACCCUGCCCAAUGCUGCCUCCCUAGGUUCAGCCCUUCCUCCCGUGGGCCCAAACGGCCUGUGUCGAUGAAAGUCAAGACGGCUCCAUCACAGAAUCGGGAAUUACUGGCUGCCUGGCGCCGGGAGGAAAUCCACUCCCUUCUCCAAACCGCGUGGGCCCUCCUCCUCUACCGCUACAUCGGAUCCAAAGACGUUUGCUUCGGCUAUCAAUACCUUGAUGGCCCUGACAUAACAAAUCCGUCGACCUUCAGUCUCACCAUCAACGAAGAUGACUCCCUUCGUGAGAUUCAAAAUAAAGUGGCAAGCAGAAGUGUUUUGCCUCAACAAUAUGGGGCAAACACGGAGUCUCAUCUGGCCGAUGAUGGCUACACGCCAUAUAAUACCGUUUUGAUGAUACGCAUCUGCUAUGAUUCGUCGAAUGGCACCGGAAACACUUUGCUACAGCCAGUUUUGGCUAUGACGCUCCCGGAUAAGACUCGGGUACGACUCCACGUGAAAAUCCUGGAGAACGAUAUCAGCAUGUUUCUGGAAUCCUGGAAUGAUGAGGUUUCUACGGAACAAAUGAAAAGCAUCGCUAGUUACUUCGAGAGAACGAUAUCGCAAAUCCUGUCGGGAGAGGACAUUGCGGUGGAAGCGUUAAAUCAGUUUUCGGCACAAGACUGGUCCCGAAUUUGCCAAUUUAACGCAGCGAUUCCGGAAGAACACGAUCGUUGUAUUCACGAGAAAAUUCAGGAACAGGCGCUCAUUCGACCGGACAGCGAGGCUGUAUGCGCUUGGGAUGGGAGUUUCACGUACAGUGAAUUGGACCUCUUGGCUUCCCGGCUUGCUGUUCAUCUCCAAGCGCAGGGAGUUGGACCCGAAGUCCGCGUUGCUCUCUGUUUCGACAAAUCCAAAUGGUACGUUGUCGCAGUGUUGGGAGUUCUUAAAGCUGGAGGCGCCUUCGUGCCUCUUGAUCCAACGCAUCCAACAUCCCGUCUGCAGUCUCUGGUCAGAUCAGUACAAGCAAACAUCUUGAUAUGCUCCAGAAACCGUGAAGGCAAUCUAAAGGCCAUUACGGAGAACAUAAUGCCAUUGGAUGAUCAAAGUCUGAAGGAGCUUCCGGCUCUCUCUGAAGAGAAAGAGCUUUCAACAGAAGUGAAAGGCCACCAUGCAGCCUAUGUGAUAUUUACUUCAGGCUCUACUGGAGAGCCUAAGGGUACUUUGGUUGAACAUAAAGCAUUUGCGUCUGGCGCAGCCGCUCACGCACCUCGACUUCGUAUGUUCGACAAAGCAAGAGUAUUGCAAUUUGCUGCACAUACUUUUGAUGCGAGUCUUGUCGAUAUCUUGACUACAUUGAUCCAAGGCGGCUGUAUCUGUGUGCCCAGUGAGGGGCAGCGAUUGAACGAAAUUACCCAAGUGAUCAACGACAUGCGUGUAAACCAUGCUUCUUUGACGCCAACAUUUGUUAAUUUCGUCGACCAGUCAAAGGUACCAGGGUUGAAAACACUCGUUCUAGCCGGAGAGGCAAUGUCUCAAUCGCACUUGGACACAUGGUCAAAGAUUGAGCUUAUCAAUGCCUUUGGCCCGACUGAAUGCUCCGUUGCAGUAGCCGUGAACAAUAAGAUGACGCGGCUCUCCGACUGCAGAGAUAUUGGUCUUCCCACUGGUGUUCGCCCCUGGAUAGUGGACCCAGAGGACCAUGACAAGCUUGUUCCCGUCGGUUGCGUGGGAGAGAUGAUUCUUGAAGGACCUACGCUUGCCCGAGGCUAUAUCAACAAUCCCGAAAAAACCGCAGAAGUGUUUAUUCACAAUCCAGCUUGGGCGAAGAGUGAGGAUGAAACCCACUCCGACCGACGAUUCUACAAAACUGGUGACCUGGUAAGAUAUAACUCCGAUGCUGGCUCGCUGACAUAUAUAGGACGAAAAGACACUCAAAUCAAGCUCCACGGACAGCGGAUUGAACUGGGAGAGAUUGAAGAUAACCUGAAUACCGACCCCGCCAUUAAAAAUUGCCUGGUUUUCCUUCCCAAGUCGGGAUUUUACCAGGGCAAAUUAGUGGCUGUGCUAUCCUUGUCUACAGAUGUAGACUCUCAGUCGGGAUCGGAUGAAGUGCCUCUAAGGAUUCUCGAACAUUCAAAGAAAAUGGCAGCUGUUACCGAUAUUCGUCACCGCUUGUCAUCAAGAUUACCGACAUACAUGAUCCCCAGUGGGUGGCUAUGUGUCGAGUCCCUGCCUCAGCUUGCAUCUCGUAAGCUUGAUCGAAAAGCCACCGCAAGCUGGGUCGCGGGCAUGGAAGAAGACCCGGAUCGUGACCUAGCGAAACUUGGCGACUCCUCGACCCAAGAGGUCAUCCGAUCCACAAAUGUGACGGAAGAUCGACUGGCUUCCAUCUGGAGCCGCAUCCUCAACAUACCUAAAAACCACAUCAGUCUCGACGAAAGUUUCUUGAGUCUCGGCGGAGACUCCAUCGCUGCGAUUACUUGCAUGGGAUCUUGCAAGAAGCAGGGUCUUGGAGUUACAGUUCAACAAGUGCUCCAAAGCAAAUCCAUUCGGGCUUUGGCAACACACGUCACUGAGAUCAGCCAGCCUACUGUGUAUGAGGAGACGAUCGAAGAGCCAUUUGGGCUUUCGCCAAUCCAAAAACUCCAUUUCAAGGUGCGGAAGGAGGGUCAGGGGUACUUCAACCAAGGUGUUCUUACCCGCCUGAACCGGCCCAUCAGCGAUGACGAACUUUGCCGUGCAAUUGAAACCCUCGUCAAACGACAUUCUAUGCUCCGUUCACGAUUUACGGACAUGGGUCCUGAGGCCGGAGUGCGACAGCACAUCACCGAAGAUAUUGUUGGGUCUUACCGCUUCCGAUCGCACAGCGAGACCAGCGAACAUGAGAUUCAACAUGCCAUUUCGAAUAGCCAGUCUUGUAUCAAUGCAUUCGCCGGUCCAAUGAUGGCAGCUGAUAUCUUCCGUGUCAGUGGCAGGGAAAAUGUUCUCUCGAUGACUGCUCAUCAUUUGGUGGUUGAUAUCGUUUCGUGGAGGAUUAUCUUGGAGGAUUUGGAGGAGCUUUUGCUUAACCCAAGCGAAGAUCUGUCCCAGAGUGGCUCCCUUCCAUUCCAAACCUGGUCUCAAUUACAGGAGGCGCAAAUCAAGGAGGUCGAAACCGCGGACAAGGCUGAACUAGACAAAGUUCCCGCCCCUGAUUUUGCUUACUGGGGACUGGAGGAUCACCAAACCACGUACGGAGAUGUGGACUGCGAGACCUUCGAGAUGAGUCCAGAGGACACGCACGCCCUUCUUAUGGAGUGUCAUAGAAGCCUCGGAACCGAACCAAUUGACAUAUUCCUGGCGUCACUUCUCUACGGAUUCCGACAAGCGUUUACUGAUCGAUCGCUGCCUGUGAUCUACAACGAAGGCCACGGAAGAGAAGUUUGGGAUCCCACGAUAGACAUUUCGCGUACCGUCGGCUGGUUUACCAUUCUGCAGCCCAUGUUAAUUUCGAAUACUGCUUUGGAUGACCCUGUCGACGCAGUCAUCCAGGUGAAAGAUCUCCGCCGCCAAGUUUCAGACAAUGGACGGCAAGACUUCACACGCCGCGUCCUCGCAGGGGGUCCACAAAAGUGCGGCCACCAUGGGCCUAUGGAGAUCUCGUUCAACUAUGUCGGUCAGCAUCGAGACCUGCAGCGGAACGAUGGUCUAUUCCAGCUCAUGAACCAGAUGGCUGGAGAGACUGGCCGGGGUGGAGGUGCUGCUGAUUUCGGUGAAGAGACUCCUCGUUUUGCGCUCUUCGAGACAUCAGCACUUGCCGUUCAUGGAAGGUUGCGCUUCAGUUUCUCCUUCAACAGGUACAUGAAACAUCAGGAAUUAAUUCGGAACUGGGUCGCUUCCUGCCAUGAUACCCUAAAAUACCUCGGAAACAAACUGCAGUCCCUAGAGCCAAGACCUACACUAAGCAGCUUUCCACUACUGUCACUCAACUACGGAGAGCUGGAGACAAUCCUCUCGAAAAAGCUCCCCAGUAUUGGAAUACACUCUCCCGACCUAGUGGAGGAUAUCUACCCAUGCUCGCGCAUGCAGGAGGCUAUACUGCUCAGUCGCUCUCGUGAUGAUGGUCUCUACGCUGUUCAUGAUACUGUGGAAGUGAAAUGCUGGGAGGGUAAACCAGAUGCUAAUCGUCUGAGUCUCGCAUGGCAAAAGGUGAUUUCUAGACACCCAAUGCUACGAACUAUCUUCGUGGAGAAUUUCACCAGCCAGAACUUGUUCUGUCAAGUCGUUCUCAAGACAUUCGAUGCCCGUCCUAGUUUCGUGAGGUGCUUGAGCGAUGGUGAUGUGCUAGCAACUCUGGACCGACAACAGCCGAUGAAUUAUCAUGAGCACCGACCAUCCCACAGGCUUACUAUCUGCGAAACAGCAAAUGGUAGGUUAUUUUGCAGAAUUGAGAUGAGUCAUACCUCGAUGGAUGGUUCCUCCAUUUCCCUGAUCCUUCGAGACCUGCAGUUGGCAUACAGCGAAAAACUUGAUGAUCACACGCCAAAGUUCAAAAAUUUCAUCGACUACCUCCAAAAUACUCCUCAGCAGGACACCAUCGACUAUUGGUGCUCGUAUCUGUCAAAGUUCAAGCCUUGCCACUUGCCCGUGCUCACCGAUGGUGUCUCUGCUCCUAAGCAGCUCAAAACCAUGCGGUUGAAUUUUGAACCACUCGAAGAACUCCAAAGGGUCUGUGAACAAAAUGGACUGACCUUAUCGACUGCUUUUAGCACUGGUUGGGGUCUUACACUUAAGUCCUUCUGCAAUACCGAUGAAGUCUGCUUUAGCUACAUGACAUCCCUCAGAGAUUUGCCUGUCGAAGACAUCGAGUCGGUUGUUGGCCCCGCCAUCAGCUUGCUAGCUUGUCGGAUGAACGCCUCGGGUAGCACUCCACUGAAAGAGGCCUUGAAUCAGGUCCAGAAUGACUACAUGGAGCAACUGCCUUACAAGCAUGCCUCGCUCAUCGAUAUUCAGCACGCUUUGAAGCUAUCGGAGACUUUGUUCAACACUGGAAUCUCUUUUAGGAAGCUCCCGAGCUUCAAGAAUUCGCCCAGAGAAGCAAUCGAGUUCGAAGAGCUUGGAUCGAUUUAUGACCCAGCGGAAUUUCCAGUUUUUAUCAAUGUUGAAGUCGCAGACGAUGAAGUUCGUUUGGACUUGAAUUACUGGACAACGGCCUUGUCGGAUGGUCAAGCACAGAGUGUCGCUCGUACUUUCCUCAAGCACCUGGAAAACAUCGUUUAUUUCCAGGACAAGGAGAUAAGUCUCUUGAACGGGAUGAGUGAUUGGGCCGAGAACCAAAUCGCAAGGUGGAAUGUUAGCGUUCCAGAGAGACUUGAUCAGUCUAUCCACGAAAUCCUUGACGAGAAGGCCAAGCUGCAACCGAAUGCUCUAGCACUUGUGGAUGGAGAGGGCAGUCUUACAUACACCAAGAUCAAUGAAAUGUCUUCGAUCCUAGCGACUUAUUUGAUCAAGCUUGGUGUGAGCGCUGGGGCCUUGGUUCCGAUCGAUUUUGCCAACUCGAGUUGGCAAAUUGUCUCCGUGUUGGCGGUGCUUAAAGCAGGUGGACUCUGUGUCCCAAUGAGUGGAGGUUGGAUACAGAACACCGAUCAAUGGCUUAUCGACAAUGGAGUGCAAGUUGCUCUUGCAACUCCCACCAGGGCACAUGUUCUCGAGGGUACUAUCCCAUAUGUUAUCCUUGUGGGAGCCUCUCUCUUCAAAUAUCUCCCAAGCUUGGACGGGGAGUUCCAGUUCUCUAUGGACCCGUCAAAUGAAGCCUAUGUGGUUUCCACUUCGGGAGAAAGUUCGACGCCUCGACCUGUUGUCCUCACCCACCGGACUAUCCUCGCGAGAGCAAAGGCCUUUGCUUCAGCGCUUGGCAUAGAUGAGAAGACACGGUACCUCCAAUUUUCUGCAUACACAUCUGGCAUGUUCAUCGAGGAGAUCUUUGGUGUACUUCUGCGCGGUGGAUCUCUUUGUAUUCCAUCAGACAACUCUCGCGAGAACCUUUCAGCAUCGAUCAACGCAUUGCACGUAAAUUGCAUUAGCCUAACUCCGUCACUCGCUUCCUACUUGCAACCAUCGGAUGUUCCAGAGGUUAAAACUCUGGCGUUGUUCGGAGAAGCUCCGCUAAAAAGGUUGACUGAAACCUGGUCUCCGAAAGUUCAGCUGCAUACCUUCUACGGAACAGCCGAGAGCUCUUCAGUUUCCAUCCACAAAUCGAUUACCGAUGUUUCAAUGAAUGAGGUGCUGAUUGGAGCAAGCAAUGGUUGCUUGGCUUGGAUUGUUGACCCCAGUGAUCAUGAGGCUCUGGUUCCUAUAGGAUGCACUGGUGAGCUCGUGCUAGAGGGACCUGUUGUUGCCGAAGGUUACUUGAAUGAAGAGGAGAAUUCAGCAGGAAACUUUAUCGUGGAUCCUCAAUGGCUUAUCGCUCUGCAACAGAGCGCCGGAAACUGCGACGACGAGACCCCUGACCAGGCAAAAGCGCCCCGGCUGAUGUUCAAGACGGGGGAUUUGGCUCGUUACAACUCGGACGGGUCGCUUGUUUUCAUGGGAAGAAAGUCAAAGGAGAUUGGAUCACCGUCUCAGGCGCAUAUGUGGCAGAUGGAACAGCACAUCAACGCAUUCUUUCCACCUGAGUACCGUUGCGUCGUGGAUAAGCUCGAGGACGAGCAGGAAUCUCCUAAUUGCCCAGCUGUCUUCGUGCUUCCCAUGAACGACAACGGUACCGUCCUUGAAGAUAGCCUUGCAUUGAUUUCUGGAGCGUCUCCUCAGUUCCACGAUAUUGUCGCCAAGCUUCAUACCCAUCUCUCACAGUCUUUGCCUUCGAAUCAGGUUCCGAACUUUUACUUCCCAGUUUCUCAAACACCCUUGAACCGAAUCGGCAAACUUGAUCGUCAAUUACUGAGGAUCGCUACGCAGAAUAUCUCCGAUGAAGCUCGACUAGAAUUCAAUUUCAACAAAUUCAAUGAGUUUUGGCGAAGCACACUAGCCAACUCGGUGCUUAGCCAAUUUCCAUCGCCUUCCACUCGCUCACAGACUUCUGCUAGCAAAACCAGCCAGGCGAAUGCAUCUUGGUCACAGACUGCAAAAUUCAACUCUGGGUCGAAGGCCACUAUCCUCGCAGCAUGGGCACUGACUGUCUACGGUUAUACUUCUGAGGAUGUUUGCUUUGGAGAAUUGCUCCUGAAUCAGGACAAGAGUGCGAUAAUAGUUCCUCGGCGGUUUAUUGUCAACGAAGCAACCGUCAUCGGGAAUUUCCUGAAUACUGCACAGCAAUGUCUAAUCGCAGCAGAGCCUUUCCAAAAAGGAGGACUUCGGCGAAUCCGCAAACUCAACGGGGACACCGCGCGCGCAUCCAACUUUAGAAACCUGGUUUUGGUUUUGAACAACUGUGGAGGACAACCGAGUUUCCAAGAGCACUUCAAAGAUAGCUCAGCGCUGAACGAUGCGUCUCAUUCUUAUCCUCUGGUACUGUGUAUCACUGUUGGGGAAGAGGGUAUUGAAUGCAGCUAUCGGUUUGAUCAAGAGACAGUCUCUGCUGCCCAAGUCGAUCGAAUAAUGGCUCGAUUUGGGGAUUAUUUCAACGUCCUGAACUCGGAAUCCAAGAAGCAAGACUCAAUCAGUUCAAUGGAGAUCCAUGAUGAGCAAAAUGCUUAUUCCAUCACCGCAGAUAUGGAUUACUGGAAGGAAUAUCUGUCCGAUGUUGAACCAUGCAUUUUCCAUGCUCUGCCCUCAAGGACGCAUCGGGAUGGCUUCGGAUCCACCGAACUGAAUAUUUCCUCUACAUCCGAUCUGCGUGCCUUCUGUCAAGAUGCUAAAGUGGACACCAAUGUAUUCCUUCAAGUCGUUUGGGGCCUGGUUUUGAGAUCUUUCACAGGCCUGCAGGAUGUCUGCUUCGGGUACAGCACCACCCAACAGUCUGACUCUGCAAUAGUUAUGACUUGCAGGCUACGGCUUAUGGACAAUGUCAAGCUUGAAGAGGCUGUCCAGUCAAGACAGCAAGAAUUCAAGCAGAUGCUGCGUCAUUCUCUCCCUUUGAGUGAGGUCCAGCAGGAACUCGCAAUUGACGGCACCGCUCUUUUCAACACGGUCUUUAGCUCAAACGAAACAGGUUUGGUCUCCAAUGGAACGUUCGACUCGGGUGAUUACAUGAUUUCCAUUCACGCAGCAGUCACAGGAUUGGCGGGGAAGGUGCUCUUCACGUAUCAAAAAAACGCGUUAUCAGAUGACAGCAUCGCCAACAUCGUUGAUUGUUUCGGCCAAAUUCUUGAUUCUAUGAUCAGUCUUGGCAAAAAUGGCGCCGUUGGUGAGGUUCAAUUUUUCAACAAUGCUUCGUGCCAGAAACUUCUUGAAUGGAAUUCCACACUGUCCGAGCGACCCGACAAAUGUGCACACGAGAUCAUUGGUCAGCAAGCUCUAAUGCGCCCAUCAAAAAUAGCUAUCUGCUCUUGGGAUGGGGAUUUCAGCUACGCCGAGAUUGAUGACUUGUCCAACAGGCUUGCCAGCCACCUGAGAGGCCUGGGUGUCAAGCCUGAGGUAUUUGUGGCAAUGUGUUUUGAGAAGUCAGCCUGGGCUAUCAUAGCGCAACUGGCUGUCCACAAAGCAGGAGGAGCAUUCGCGUCUAUGGAUCCUAGCCACCCGGAAAGCCGACUCAAGGGCUUGGUUAAUGACAUUGGUGCCAAGAUUAUCCUGUGCUCCUCCAAGUACCUGGACAAAGCCUCCAAGAUUUGCGGCACGCCAUUUGCCGUUUGCGAAGAAAGCAUUAGGCAGCUUCCGAAUCCCACCCCUCUUGAUCCAGCCUUAAGCCCGACUGUCGACAAUGCAGCAUAUGUUAUCUUCACCUCUGGAACGACAGGAAAGCCGAAGGUGACAGUGCUUGAGCAUGUUGGACUUGCCUUAGGCUGUACUGCAUUCGCCAAGCCGCUGAACUUCAGCACAGACACUCGCGUGCUCCAAUUUUCGAACUUCACCUUCGAUAUCAGCAUCCUCGAGACAAUUGUUGUCCUCAUGGUUGGCGGCUGCAUCUGUAUGCCAUCUGAUGAGGAACGACUAAAUGACCUGCCCGGAAUGAUACGGAGAACACAAGCCAACACCACAUGUUGCACUCCAUCCAUCAUCAACACAUUAGAUCCCAAGACUGUUCCUGGACUGACCACAAUUGCUUGCGGUGGAGAGAAAAUGAUGGAAAGUCAUAUUGAACGCUGGGCGGACAGAUGUGUCAUCAAUGCCUAUGGGCCCUCGGAAGCAACUAUCGUCGUCACAUCGAGCAUGAAGAUCAACCAAGAGGGAAAGCGUCUCGAUGUCGAGGGCAGUUCAAUCGGUACUGCUAUGUCGGGUAGAACGUGGAUCGUUGACCCGCAUAAUCAUCGCAAACUUGUCCCGGUCGGUGCCAUCGGAGAGCUUGUCCUAGAAGGCUGCAACAUUGCCCGAGGAUAUCUCAACAACGAGCAAAAGACGAAACAAGUUUUCAUCCGUGAUCCUGAAUGGACCAAGCAUGAGGGUUUGAAGAGUAUUCUUGAGAGAAGGGAUCGCAUGUAUCUCUCUGGAGACCUUGUUUAUUACAGUCCCGAUGGCUCGAUCCAGUUCAUCUCCCGCAAGGACACUCAGAUCAAGCUUAAUGGUGUCCGCAUUGAAGUGGAAGAGAUUGAGCAACAGUGUAUCUCGUAUCUGCCUCCAGAUACCCAGGUGGCUGUUGACAUCAUCAAUCCAAAGGAGAAGACGAUGGCAAAGUGCCUGGGAGCCUUUUUCACCAUCGAGGAACAAAAUUUCGAGCCGAGCACAGCUUCCCAGCUCUUGUUGCCUAUGACUGAGAAAAUUACUGAGACUGUGAAAGCCCUUCAGGCCUCUUUGCGAGAAUCUCUGCCAUUGGCUAUGAUGCCGAAGCUUUUCUUUCCAUUGCGACGCUUGCCCUUCUCUUCGACAGGCAAACUCGAUCGCAAAGGUCUCCGUACGAUAAUUGAAUCCAUGUCCAAGGAACAAUUUCAAAGUUAUACCAGCAUCAAUGGGGGUACUAAGCAAGUUGCUCAAGGUGGAGUUGCCGGGGAACUUCAGGGUCUUUGGGAAAAGGCCCUUGGUCUUGCACCGGGCUCUGUUGGCGCCGAAGAUAGCUUUUUCGGGCUUGGUGGUGACUCUUUCUCGGCCAUGAAACUUGUUGGUGCUGCGCAUUCUCGUGGAAUCUCACUCACCGUGGCCGACAUUUAUGCCAACCCCAUUCUGCUGGAUAUGGCAAAAUGCUGUGGAAUAUCAGAAAAGGAGACAGUCGAGACUAAUGUGCAGCCUUUCAGUCUGUUAUCUGCUUCGGUUUCUCGCGAGGAGAUCCUGGCGGACGUUUCUGAUCAAUCUUCUGUCCCGCAAAAGUUGAUAUCCGAUAUCUAUCCCUGCAGUCCGGUGCAAGAGGGUCUUCUUACACUGUCUAUCAAGCAACAGGGGGCAUACAUUGCCCAGCCUGUCUUUGAACUCGCCGAAGGUCUCGAUAUCGAGCAGUUCAAGGCGGCCUGGCAAGAGACCGUGAACCAACUGGAUAUCCUUCGAACGCGUAUUGUCUACACAGACUCCAUGGGUUUCAUCCAAGCAGUGAUCAAGAAAGAAACGAUCUCUUGGUCCACUGCAGACACAGUUGAAGAAGUUCUAGAUGGCACUUUUGGAUUGUCGAACCACAACGGAGGCCAGCUGGCCAGUUAUGCAAUUGUUCAACCUCAGGCCUCCUCGACACGCUACUUUGUGUGGACCAUUCAUCACGCACUUUAUGAUGGAUGGAGCGUGCCGCUGAUUCUUCGAAAAGUAGAGGAGGUCUAUUCAAAGGCGUCGAGCAAGACGACAACGCUCCCUUACAAGAACUUCAUCAGCUAUCUUGAGGAUAGAGACAUGUCUAAGUCGGAUGAGUUCUGGAAAUCUCAACUUUCAAAUCUCUCUUGCUCUCCGUUCCCGCAAAACAAGUCAACUUCACCAGAUGCUGUGCGGGUGGGUAACCGACACCACAGCAACAUUGGAAUCUCCCGAUCCCAAAACCUUUUGGGAUUGACGCUCCCUGAGAUCAUUCGUGCUGCCUGGGCCAUUGUGGUAUCUGUUCACACUAGCUCCGACGAUGUCUGCUUUGGUGAGACUUUAAUGGGCAGAAACAUUAGCUUUGCAGGCGUUACAGAUAUUGCCGGACCCGUUCUUACUACAGUGCCAACGCGUGUUCAAGUCGAUACCGAUACUUCGAUCACUCAAUACCUGCAGAGGGUUCGCGAAUUGACCACCGUGACCAUUCCGCAUCAGCAUUCCGGACUGCAGCGCAUUCGCAAGCUCAGUAGUGAUGCGUCGGUCGCUUGCGACUUUCAGAAUCUUCUGGUAAUUCAAUCAGAGGAAGGAGCUCUUGACAGCUCUAUCUGGGCUUCUGGAAAUGGACAAACCAGCGGAGACUUCUUUACCCAUCCACUCACUGUUGAGUGCAAGAUCAAUGAAUCUGGUCUGGAUAUAACACUUCAUCAUGACGAGGUUGUCCUGGACAGCUGGCUGGCUGAAAGGCUUAUUCACCAAUUCAGUUACGUUCUCGAGCAGUUGCUUGCGGUUUCCAACGAUGAUACUCGCAAAGUUGGUGACCUUGAGCUGCUCAGCGCCUUUGACAAAAAAGAUAUCUCUCUAUGGAAUCAGAGAGACGUCCCUGCCGUUGAAAGAUGUGUCCACGACAUCAUCAAAGAAAAUUGCUCAGCCCAACCGAAAGCCAAGGCCGUUCACGCUUGGGACGGUGAGCUUUCCUACAAGGAACUGCAUGAUCUUGCGUCCUCGUUUGCGAACUACCUUAGCUCUCGUGGAGUUGGACCGGAGACGUUGGUGCCUAUCUGCAUGGACAAAUCCCUUUGGGUUAUUGUUUCUAUCCUUGGUGUUCUCAUUGCUGGUGGAGCCUAUGUCCCAUUGGACCCAUCUCACCCGACGUCAAGACACAGUGAAAUCAUUGAAGAAGUCCACGCCCGUGUCAUCCUCUGCUCUCCUCAAUACCGCAAGCGCUACGCAGGUCUCGUUAAGACUAUCAUACCUGUUAGCAAGGAGACAAUAAGAGCCUAUGGUGCCUUGACAACUGAGACGCAAAGCCCUCAAACAGCUCAGCCAUCAAAUAUGGCCGUUUCAAUUUUCACGUCUGGCAGUACAGGUCGACCCAAGGGAAUCAUUCUUGAUCAUCGGGCGCUUGCCAGUAGCGGCCUGGCUUUUGGCCCUGUGGUGGAAAUGAAUCAAAAUUCCCGAUCCUUCCAGUUUGCGUCUCUUGCAUUUGAUGCGGCAAUCAUGGAAACCCUCGUGACUUUGAUGCAUGGUGGUUGUAUAUGCAUCCCCAGCGAAGAGGAGCGUUUGAACGAUGUUGUCGGCGCCAUUCAGCGUAUGGGCGUGAACUGGACUUUCUUGACUCCUUCUAUCGCUAGUAUCAUCGAACCUUCAACGGUCCCAACGCUGGAGGUCCUUGUAUGCGGUGGAGAAAAACUAUCACGAGAAGUGAUAAACAAAUGGGCUCACUGUAUCAAACUCAUGAAUGGAUACGGUCCGACAGAAACCACCAUUUUCGCUGUGAUCAACCCUGAGGUUUCUCCCAACACGGAUGCCGCUUGCAUUGGCAACGGUAUCCCCUGCACUCUAACUUGGAUUGUGGAUCCUGAGAACCAUGAUCGACUCUCUCCCUUAGGUACCAUUGGCGAGUUGGCGCUGGAGGGUCCUGCACUUGCAAGAGAAUAUCUCCGAAACCCCGAAAAGACAACAGAGGCCUUUGUCACAGAACCAGCUUGGAUGAAGAGCUUUGCGAACUCGCUGCCGUCGCCUCGGAGAAUCUACAAAACUGGUGAUCUUGUCAAAUACAAUCCAGAUGGAUCAAUUUUGUGCAUUGGUCGCAAAGAUCACCAAGUCAAGCUUCACGGGCAGCGCAUGGAACUUGGAGAGAUUGAACAUCGCCUGCAUGAGGACCCGCGAAUUCGUCACGCCAUCGUGAUUAUGCCCGGGAAGGGACUCCUUCGGCAGAGACUGGUCACUAUCAUGUCCAUGGAAUCACUCAAUGUCGACAAGAGCAUUAUGUCGGAUGAGACAUGCGAACUUGUCAACCAGACUACUAUGGAGCGUGUCUUACCUGAACUUGUUGACAUUCAAAAGAACCUCGAGACGCAGCUACCCAUAUACAUGGUUCCUCAGACGUGGGCCGUGAUCAAGAAACUGCCAAUGCUUGUUUCCGGAAAGCUAGACAGAAAACGGAUUACAAGCUGGAUUGAGAAUAUUGACGAGCGCACCUAUGGCCGGAUUAUGCAAGAUUACGACGACAUCAAGCGAGGUGAUGUUGAACCCGAAGAGGAAGAAGAAGAAGAAGACCAGGGAGCCUUCCUGAAUGCUCUCCGUGAUAUUUUCAGCCAGGUGCUUAACAUUCCUUCUCACAAGGUCGAUCUCAACCGUUCCUUCGUCAGUCUAGGUGGAGACAGUAUUACGGGAAUGGCCGUCGUUUCCAAGGCUCGUAAGCAAGGAAUUGAAGUCACAUUGCACAGUGUGCUUCAGAGCAAGUCUAUAACCGAGCUUGCUGCUGCAUCUGGUGUGAAGACAAACACCAUCCAGCGCAAGGAGAAGUCCGGUGAAUUGUUCGACCUGUCUCCUAUUCAAACGCUGUAUUUCGAAUCGGCCACUGCGUUUGAUGGUAAUGCUCGCUUCAACCAGAGCAUGACGGUUCGCAUCACCCAAAGGAUCAAGCCUGAAAACUUGGAGCAAGCGAUCAAAGCAAUUAUCGAACGUCAUUCCAUGUUCAGGGCCCGCUUCAUCAAGUCGCGGGGAGGAAAGUGGCAGCAGAAGAUCAAAGAUGAUGUUGACAGUUCCUACCGGUUCCGCAUUCACGCGGUCAAUACUCCGAAGACAGUGCUCCCCAUUAUCGGAGAAAGCCAGCAGAGCCUAGAUAUUGAAAAUGGACCAAUCUUUGCUGCCGAUCUGUUUGAGGUUCAAGGUCACCAGCAGAUCUUGUUUCUUACAGCCAAUCAUCUGUGUGUGGACAUGGUCUCAUGGCGCAUUGUUCUGCAGGACAUAGAAGAGUUCCUCGAAUCUGGGUCUCUUUCUUCUGAAAAGGCACUCUCAUUCCAAAGCUGGUGUGAAGUGCAAAUGGAGACCAGCAAGACUGAAGUCCGCAGUAUUGAGCUUCCUUUCGAGGUUGAGACGCCCAACCUCAGAUACUGGGGGAUGGAGAAUGCAGAAAACGUAUACGGCAAUGUCAAGAUGGAGUCUUUCACGUUGAGUGAAGAUGAGACUGCAUUCGUCCUAGAGCAUGGUCAACACAUUCUCCGGGCUGAGGCCAUUGAUGUUGUGCUUGCUACUGUCAUCCAUGCCUUCCGUCAAGUUUUUGUUGAUCGAGAUAUCCCGACGAUUUACAAUGAAGGCCAUGGCCGCGACGUGGAAGACUCUAGUGUCGACCUUUCGAGGACAGUCGGUUGGUUCACAACUAUCUGCCCCCUGCGCGUCAACAAGGGCUCAGACAUCAUGGAGACCUUGAAAUAUGUCAAGGACACAAGACGCCAGGUCACCACUGAUGGCCAAGCUUAUUUCGCGCAGAAUAUGCUUCACCAGACUGGCGCUACGGAGUUCCCCGUUCCGUUCGAGAUCAUUUUCAAUUAUCUCGGUCAGCUUCAGCAGCUGGAACGCGACGACUCCCUGUUCCAGCUUUUCGGCACUACGUUCGACAGUGAGAGACUCGAAGUGGCGGGAGACAUGGGUCAGAAAACGCCUCGGUUUGCCCUUCUGGAAGUGUCAGCAAUCAUUGUCAAGGAAAAGCUUCAUGUCUCUUUCAACUACAACCGACAGAUGAAGCAUGAAAGCCAGAUUCUGGAGUGGAUGACUGAGUGCAAGAGAAUCCUCGAAGAAGACUUCCUCUAUUACAAAGAUCGCGUCCCCGAGCCCACCCUCACCGAUUACCCCUUGCUCAAUAUGACAUACGAUGGGCUACGAAGCCUGGUCAAAGGCACUAUCCCGAGCGUCGGAAUGAGCUGGGAUGAGGUCGAAGACGUCUACCCUUGCUCUCCUGUUCAGGAAGGCAUUCUGCUCAGUCAACUCCGUGAUCCGCAGAAAUACAUGUUCCAUGUAGUCUUCGAGGUUCGUCCUUAUGACCAGAGGAACAAGGUCGACCCGGCCCAGCUUCGAAAGGCUUGGAUGAUGGUGGUCAAUCGUCACCAGGUUCUGAGAACCUUGUUUGUUGACAGCAACUCCAAGGGCGGUUCUUUCGAUCAACUUGUCAUCAAAUCGGUUGGGGAUGAGAUUGUUGAAUUCCAAUGUGAGGAUGAUGUAGCACUCAAGACAAUUGAUAACAUCAAACUGCGCGAUAUCAACGAUAAGAGAUCUUCGAAACUACCUCAACAGCUCACAAUCUGCCAAACAACCUCCGGUCGUGUCUUCAUGAAGCUCGAGAUGAACCAUGCCAUCAUUGAUGGUGGAUCCGUUGCUAUCAUCUUGAGAGAUCUUGCAUUGGCAUAUAACAACAUUCUCGCCUCAGCAUCAGGACCACGUUUCAGCGAGUACAUCAAGUACGCACGAAAGCAAGACCAAAAAGAAGCGUUGACUUACUGGAUGAAAUACCUGUCUGGAGUGCGACCUUGCCAUCUGUCGGUUUCCGCCGAGACAAAAGACGACCGUCAACUAGGCUCUCUGAUGAUGGAUUUCAACCGCUUCCCUGAGCUACAGCAAUUCUGCGAGAAACACUCUGUCACCCUCGCAAGCCUGACCAUGACUGCCUGGGCGAUUGUUCUCCGGAAGUUCACAAGAUCCAAUGAUGUCUCGUUCGGAUACCCAUCUGCUGGUCGCGAUUCACCGGUUCCUGGAAUCCAAGACGCGGUUGGAAUUUUCAUCAACAUGUUGUGCUGCCGAGUCAACUUUGCGGUCAACCACACCCUUCUUGACGUCUCGAAGAUGGUCCAGGAAAACCACAUCAAGAGCAUCCCACAUCAAAACUGUUCACUUGCGAAGAUCCAGCAUGAACUUGGUCGUCAAGGUCAAGCGCUUUUCAACACGACCAUCUCUAUUCAGAAUCACUCUGAGUCCAAGGUUGUCAAAAAGGAUAUGAUCUCUUUUGACACUCAGUAUGCGUUCGAUCCAACUGAGUACCCUGUGACAGUGAAUGUUGAGACUGCCAGGGGUCACGAGGGCAUCUUGCUCAGAUUCUGGACAGACGCUGUGUCCGAAAAUCGAGCAAAGGACCUGACCGAUUCCAUUGCUAAAGUGUUCACCUGCUUCGUUGAGGAGCCAUCCCGCCUGGUUUCUGAGCUGGCUCUCGCCGGUGAGCCAUUGCACAUUCAUGACCAUCCCCCGGGGGGUCCUGCUCUGUCGGACUUGCAACUACUUGAUCACGAUUAUCUUCAGAAGUUGAUUGAUCAGCGGGUAAAUGAGGCCAUUAGCCAGAUGAUCAAGACAGGCAAGCUUGUUCUCGCCCAACCUGAUGGCCAGGAUAAGAACCAGUCCGACGAGUAUCAGCUCAAAGGCUUGGAUUCUCCCUUCCAAGCGGAUGACGCCCGGAAAAUGGCUCUCUCGGACUCCGUCCCGACUCUAAUGGGCGACAAGGAAACAAGCGAGCUUGAGGGUCGCCUUCGCAAGCUCUGGAACACAGCCCUCGGGCGGUCCGAAACCGCCGUCAAGCACCAGGACAGCUUUUUUAAGCUUGGUGGCGAUAGUAUAACAGCCAUGAAAAUGGUCGGAGUUGCCCGCGAGGAGGGAUUGGUUUUGACUGUGGCCGAUGUCUUCAACAAUCCCGUAUUCGGAGAUAUGCUGGCAAUUGUCAGCGAAAGAGCCAGUCCGGCUUCUUCAAGCACUAGCACACCACCCAUGACGCCUGAAAACGAGAGAGCUAUCGAGACUCCGUUCAUUCUCUCUAGACCUGACACGCCAAACGAGCUCACGGUCCUGAGAUCAUCAGAGGUCGAUUCCGCCUCCCUUCGAGCGGGGAUCAGUCCCAAAAUUGGCGUCUUCCGAGGGGGUAUCGCGGACGUUCUGCCGGUGACAGACUUCCAGGCCCUUUCCUUGACUGCGAGUCUAUUCAAAUCAAGGUGGAUGCUGAAUUACUUCUUCCUUGAUGGCCAAGGUCCACUGGAUAUCCGAAGACUCAGAGAAAGUUUCCUGCGUGCUGUCGAUGCGUUCGACAUACUGCGCACGGUUUUCGUGUGUUUCCAUGGCCAGUUCUUCCAGGUCAUCUUGCGCAAGGUCCGGCCGGAAAUCAUCGUAUGCGAAACCGACAAGAGCUUGGAUGAUUAUACCGAGUCCCUGCAGCAGCAAGACCGCGCGCAGAUUCCCCGUCAAGGGGAGCAGUAUGUGCAGUUCUACAUUGUGAAGAAGAAGAUGAGUGACCAGCACCGCAUUCUGAUUCGCAUGCACCAUGCCCAAUUUGAUGGUGUAUGCCUUCCGAGAAUUAUGUCUGCCAUUAAAAUGGGAUAUGAAGGUAGCCCUAUUCCUCCCACCCCAUCCUACUCGAACUACAUGCGGGUUCUUCCUGUGUCGAUCACUCCGGAACACUAUCAACACUGGAGGACACUUCUCAAGGGAUCCCAAAUGACAGAGGUCAUCCGACGUGAAGCUCCCAACAACUUCCAGCAUAUUGGCGGCUUCACCGAGCAAAAGAAAACCAUCCACUUCCCGCCAACGGUCCUUGAGAAUGUCACCAUCGCAACUGUCAUGCAAUCCGCAUGGGCCAUGACACUGGCCAAGCUCUCCGCCCAUGCAGACAUCGUCUUUGGUCUUACCAUCAGCGGCAGGAAUGCCACCAUUCCGGGCAUCGAAGCCACUGUCGGACCUUGUCUCAACAUGAUCCCCGUCCGAGUCAAGUUUGGCGAGCACUGGACUGGCCUGGAUCUUUUCCGCUACCUCCAGGACCAGCAGGUCGCCAACAUGCCCUACGAGUCCCUGGGCUUCCGGGAGAUCAUCCGGCACUGCACCGACUGGUCUGACUCCACCUACUUCACGACCUCUGUUUUCCACCAGAACGUCGAAUACGAGGGCCAGAUGCAGCUGGACGACAACCACUACCGCAUGGGCGGCGUUGGCGUCAUUGACAAUUUCAACGACCUCACCCUCUUCUCCAAAGGCUUCCCCAACGAGCAGACGCUCGACAUUUCCCUCGGAUAUUCUGUCAAGGGUCCCAUACAAGCCCCCUUCGCCACUCAAGUCCUGGAAAUGGUCUGCGAGACAGUGCAAAGUCUCAUCGCCAACCCUAACAUCCCCCUCCCCUCCCCUUCCACUCUCCGCUCCCUCUCCUGCCAAGUUGUCAACGACCUGCCCCGUCCCUCCGACGAACACUUCCUCUCCUCCCACCUCAACACCCGCAGCAUCUCCGAGAUCCUCGUGCAUUCAGACCUCCUCACUCAGACCUGGCAUCAAGUCCUCUCUUCCAACAGCAACAACGUGCCUCGAACCGGACGCACAGAGAGAGACCAAACCCGCUACCAGCUCAACUCCUCCUUCUUCGAACUCGGCGGUGACAUCCUCAGCAUGGCGCAGGUCGUCUGGUUGCUCGAGCAAGAGGGUCACCAGGUCCGACUGGAAGAUCUCCUCGAGCAUCCGACUUUCCUCGGCCAAUUGGCUGUUCUGGCUCUCCAUCACAACAACAACACAGACAGACACGACGAAGAUGCUCUGAGGAAUGACAGCAACAACAAUGUCACCGCUCCGUCAACUGAGCUUAUCACGUCCUCGCCUCCCCCUGGCACAGCAUCGGGGUCUGAGUCCUCCAAGGCGUUGGCCAAGAAGGGAUCGUGGAAUCCACUCGGCAGGGCUUUUACUUUGGCUCGAAGAUUCACGAGGUGGGGUUCGGGGUCUGUGUCGUCGAAGAAUUAA
Messenger RNA from Aspergillus affinis, 18798 nucleotides. RefSeq names its product nonribosomal peptide synthase Pes1 (gene nrps1). Lineage: Eukaryota; Fungi; Ascomycota; Eurotiomycetes; Eurotiales; Aspergillaceae. Gene Ontology annotation, molecular function: catalytic activity; phosphopantetheine binding. Bases 1 to 18798 code for a protein of 6265 amino acids. The transcript has 8 exons. The record is from RefSeq and is a predicted model, not a curated record.